Messenger RNA from Osmia bicornis bicornis, 6209 nucleotides. It is a transcript of the gene arr, whose product is annotated as low-density lipoprotein receptor-related protein 6. NCBI's taxonomy places the organism in Eukaryota, Metazoa, Arthropoda, Insecta, Hymenoptera, Megachilidae. The record is from RefSeq and is a predicted model, not a curated record. Gene Ontology annotation, molecular function: protein binding. The transcript has 11 exons. The coding region runs from base 299 to 5119 and encodes 1606 amino acids.
AGAGGGAUACCACAUUGGUGGUGAAAGAACCUUGAAUGCAGCUGAGAUGCGCGAAACAAGUUGUAUAUUUUCUUGCGACGGGGACUAUAGGAGGCCCUCCUAAAGAGGGGUGUUCUCUGUAGUUAUACGCCGACUCCCAAGAUUGAAAACGAUUGGUGGGAGGCUCCUUCCUCUGUAUUUCCUUCCUAAUCAAGAAAAAUUUACAUUGUACAUGAAUGUAUACAUACAGUAAUCAUUUGUAAGCUCCAUUGUCAAAUGAAAAUGUAAGGUUACGGAGGGAACUUCAUUUUGGCUUAGAAUGGCUAUUAUCAGUUUAAUAAUUAUCUUGACUGCGUGUUUUUUCAGACUUGUUCUCUUCUCUGAUGGAUCGCCAACGCUUCUCUUUGUCACACAGAAGGAUAUUAAAAUGGCAAAUGCCUCUCGUACUAACAAAGUAACUACUAUUAUAAAAGAUCUCUCCGAAGGUGCAGCCAUAGAUUUUUAUUUUGAGCACGAUUUGGUAUGUUGGUCGGAUAGUGGUUUAGAAAUAAUUCAAUGUGUUCAAACGAAUGGGACGCACAUGGGUGAAAGAACAAUUGUAGUAAAUUCUAGUUUAAUCUCUCCGGAUGGUUUAGCCUGCGAUUGGUAUACAGGAAAAUUAUAUUGGACAGAUGGAGAAAAGAACAGAAUAGAAGUGACCAGCAUCGAUGGACGUCACAGAAAAGUCCUUUUUUGGACUGAUAUUUAUCAACCGAGAGCUAUUGCUCUUGUGCCAAUGAGGAGCAUACUAUUUUGGACAGAUUGGGGUGAUGUACCUAAAAUAGAAAGAGCCGCGAUGAACGGCGAUCCGUCGACGAGAGAAGUGAUCAUUUCCGAUGAUAUAUUUUGGCCGAACGGUCUAACCGUAGAUUAUGAAAAUGAAUUGGUUUAUUGGGUAGAUGGAAGACUGAAAUUUAUCGCGGUAAUGGAUUAUUAUGGAAAGAACAGACGGAAAGUGGUAGAGCAAGGAUUAGAUUAUCCUUUCGCGGUGACAUUUUUUGAUCACAAAUUAUAUUGGACCGAUUGGAAAACAUGGUGUGUACAUUCGUACGAUGUGCGACAAUAUCAAGCGCAUCCUAGAGAAUUGUUACACGGAGAAUAUAUCCCUGGUGAUAUAGAAGUUUGGGAUAUUAGGAGACAACCACGCGGUAAUCAUCCGUGUGAAAAAAAUAACGGAAACUGUUCGCAUUUGUGUCUUUUAAGUAUGACAGAACCUGGAUAUACUUGCGCCUGUCCAACAGGCGUUAAAUUGGUGGACAACUUAACAUGUGCGGAAGGGCCAGAAGAAUUACUAUUAAUAGUUCAAAGAAACGAAAUUUGUCGAAUAUCAUUGGAUUCUCCUGAUUAUACCAAUUUUGUACUACCAUUAACAGGAAUUAAACAUGCAAUAGCAAUAGAUUUUGAUCCUGUACAAGAGAUGCUUUACUGGACCGACGAAGAAGCUCGUGCGAUACGCAGAGCUUCAUUGGACGGUACUAAUCAAGAAAAUAUUAUAACUACCGAAGUGGGGAAUCCUGAUGGGAUAGCUGUUGAUUGGCUAGCUAGGAAUCUUUAUUGGACUGAUACAGGAACAGAUCGAAUAGAAGUGGCUCGAUUGAAUGGUACAAGUAGAAAGGUGUUAAUAAAUGAGGAUCUAAUUGAACCUAGAGCGAUCGCUUUAGCUCCGGAGCAUGGAUGGAUGUUUUGGACAGAUUGGAACGAGAAACGACCGAAAAUAGAGCGUAGUAAUCUUGAUGGAACGGAACGUACCCUUUUAGUAACUAAAGAUAUUGUUUGGCCGAAUGGAAUUGCAUUAGAUCUUGCAAGAUGGAAAAUUUAUUGGUGCGACGCGAAGACGGACAAAAUUGAAGUGUGCAAUAUGGAUGGGACAGAUAGGAGAGAAGUGAUUACAGAUAAUCUUCCGCAUCUUUUUGGAUUGAGUCUGUUAGGAGAUUAUUUAUACUGGACUGACUGGCAAAGACGAAGCGUGGAUAGGGCGCAUAAACUUACAGGCGGUGAAAGGGAAGUAAUCGUUGAUCAGGUUCCAAAUGUCAUGGGUUUGAAAGCGGUUCAUUUAGGAAAAGUAAAUGGUACAAAUCCUUGUGUAAAAAAUAACGGUGGUUGUAGUCAUUUAUGCUUAAAUCGACCAGAAAAUAAAUAUGUAUGCGCUUGUCAAAUUGGAUACGAGCUAACGAAAGAUAAAAAAACUUGCGUCGUUCCUGAUGCAUUUAUGUUAUUCGCAAGAAAAGGGAACAUUGGGAGAAUUAGUAUCGAAAAUGCAAAUAAUGACAACAUCAUUCCAUUGACUGGUGUUAGAGAUGCAAGCGCCUUGGAUUUUAAUAUAGCAGACAAUCGUAUUUAUUGGACAGAUGUUAAGUUAAAAACAAUCACGAGGGCUUUUAUAAAUGGUUCCGAUAUGGAACGAGUUGUUGAUCUUGGCUUAGAAACACCUGAAGGAUUGGCAAUUGAUUGGAUUGCUCAUAAUUUAUAUUGGAGCGAUACUGGUACUCGAAGAAUAGAGAUGGUUCGAUUAAAAGGUUGUAGUAGGAAAGUUCUUAUUUGGAGUAAUAUCAUUGAACCUAGAUGCUUGGCUCUCGAUCCAAGAAGAGGCUAUAUGUAUUGGACUGAAUGGGGAAAUUCUGGAAGCAUAGAAAGAUCUUUCUUAGAUGGUACCAAUCGUGAGGUAAUACUUUCUAAUAUCGGAAAAGCAAAUGGUCUAACAAUCGACCAUUCAGCACGGAAAUUGUAUUGGGCAGAUUUAUCAACUCCUGCCAUCGAUAGUUUUGAUUUACACACGAGAAAAAGAAAUGCGGUUAUAACACAAAAUAUCGUGUAUCCGUUCAGUAUUACUCAAUAUCAAGAUUAUAUUUAUUGGACAGAUUGGAAUACAGGCGACAUAGAGAAAGCUAAUAAAACAACCGGAGUAAAUAGAGUGAAAAUACAUAAUAAAUUAGAAUCUGUGACAGACUUGUUAGUUUACCAUGCUUCUAGACAAGCAGGCUGGAAUCCUUGCGCAGUAACAAAUGGCAAUUGCAGCCAUCUUUGUAUAGCUUUGCCUGGAGAAAAUGAAAGUAUAUCUAAUUCUGUUAAAUGCGAUUGCCCUACUCAUUAUAAUUUGGGGGAAGACAACGAAACUUGUAUUGGACCAAAGAAUUUCAUGAUGUAUAGUUUGCGCAAUGCAAUUUAUCGUUUUCUUCCCGAUACUAAUGAUUGUCCAGAUGUAGUUCUGCGGAUUCAAGGUCUAAAGAAUGUACGAUCCAUAGAAUUCGAUCCUAUAACUCAACACAUUUAUUGGAUCGAUGGUCGAACUUUGUCUAUCAGAAAAACAUUGGAAAAUAAAACCCACUCUAGCAUAAUGGUUUCUGGAAAUUCCGGACACCCCGUCGAUCUUGCUAUAGAUUCCUUGGGAAGACUGUUAUUCUGGUCUUGUGCUGUAAACGAUGCGAUUAAUGUUACAAAACUUGAUAAUGGUUCCGCUUUGGGCGUUGUAGUUAAAGGUGAUGGAGAAAAACCAAGAAAUAUUGCGAUACAUUCAGAAAAGAGACUACUCUUUUGGACAGAUGUUGGAAGAAAGAUGAGAAUAAUGCGUAGCAAAAUGGACGGAAAAGAAAGAGUUGUAGUAGCAACUGAUCUUGAAGCACCGACAGGUAUCGCGGUUGAUGCCGCUUCAAAUAUCGUAUACUGGGUACAUGGAAAUCAGAUUGAAUGCGCCGACUUCGAUGGAAAUAAUAGAAGGGUUUUGGUUUCUCCUAUUGGAAAAGGAUCAACUGUUUAUUUAUCUGUAUUUUUUGAUUACGUUUAUUGGUUCGAUAGAGAAACAUCAAACCUGGAACGUGUUAAUAAAUUUGGAAGCGGAAGAAAAAUAAUUAUGAACAAAGUACUUACAGAUCUAAUUACAAUAAAUACUCCACAAGAAGAUGUGAUGAAAACACACAUUUGUAGCCCCUUUCGUGAUCACGGUGGAUGUUCUCAUUUUUGUAUUGGAACCACUUCUUCUAGAUGUUCUUGUCCAAAGUCAUUGGUUUUAUCUGAAGAUGAAAAGACAUGUAGAGCUGCUCCAGCUUGUGGAUCGGAUCAUUUUACUUGUGCUGCUCCUAGUUCUACCGUAGCAAAAGAUUGUAUACCUGCAACAUGGAAAUGUGACGGUCAAACGGAUUGUCCUGAUGGAAGUGACGAAUUAGGUUGUCCAGCUUGUAGUCGUGAACAAUUCAAAUGUCAAAGUGGUCAUUGCAUUGAUAUGGCUUGGGUAUGCGACGGAACAGCUCAGUGUCACGACGGUCUCGACGAAGCUCAUUGCUGCCGUCCUGGUCAAUUUCAGUGUAUCGGGAACCGCGUUUGUAUCUCUGGUUCUGCACUUUGUGAUGGUUGGGAUGAUUGUGCCGAUGGUAGCGACGAACAUGCAUCAGCGUGUACACCUGCAAAUAAUCCUCGUCAAGAAAAUAAUUCAUUAGAACCUGGAAAAAUCACCUAUGUCAUUAUUGUACCUAUCGGAUUAAUUGUAACAAUCGCUACAAUUGCUUCCGGAUUUUAUUACUGCAGAAGAAAAUUUAUAAAUAACGAGGAAUUACCAGAUAUAUUACAUGAUUCAGCUGGUGAUCCUUUAUCGCCAAAGCCAACAAGAUUAGUGAAACCAAUGUUUGCACAGAAAAACUGUAGAAAAGAUUUAAAAAUGGGAAUGGAGACUGUAAGAAUGUCAAUGUUGAAUGGGAGUAGUAUUGGAUCAAGUUAUGACCGAAGUCAUAUAACUGGGGCAUCGAGUUCAACCCGUGGUAGUUCUGCGGGGGGUUAUCCGCAAGAAACAUUGAACCCACCUCCGAGUCCAGCAACAACAGCCAACUCUACUAGAUGUUCAAGCAGUAAUGCAUCGAGGUAUAAACCUUAUAGACAUUACAGAAGCAUAAAUCAACCACCCCCUCCGACGCCAUGCAGUACAGAUGUUUGUGACGAGUCGGAUACCAAUUAUCCAGCAAGAUAUCGGUAUGAAAGUGAACCUUAUCCUCCUCCUCCUACCCCAAGAUCUGUUUAUCAGAGCGAUGCAGGGAUUAGUUGCCCUCCAUCCCCUAGUUCCAGAUCUUCAACAUAUUUUAGUCCUCUUCCACCACCCCCUUCUCCUGUUCCUUAAACUCAUUAAAACCUUUUAGGAUCUUAUUUUCCAAAGAAUCAAUGUUUUCUAUUCAUUCUUGGAAACAAUUAUUAUAUACCAUUGUGCCUCGAAAACGCUGUAAAUAUUGUAACAAUGUAUAAAAACUGUAUAUGAUUUUUAGCCGUUAAGACAUAUAUAAGUUGUUUAAGAAAAAGUUUUUUUGUAUCAAUACUAUUUUUUAGGUUUUUUAAAUAUAUAAAAUUUAUUCUAGCAAUAUAAGUAUGCAUAAUUAUACAGGAGAAUUUAAUUAUGUAAAUUUGAAAUUUACAACCAAAACAUAUCAGAUUUGUAUAACAAAUUACAGUAAUAAGUGUAAUAAUAGUUUAACAUUUUUUAAGAUAGCUAAAAAGAAUUGAAAAUUAUUUCUAACGAGAAUGAAAUCAAAAUAAUAGUAAUGAAUCGUCUAAUUAAAAAAUACUUAAAUUUCUGUAUUUAUUUGCAUUAUUCUAUAAGAAUUAACGAAAGUAGGAAAAGUUAUGUUACAAUUAUCAGAUAAUUACAUAAAAUGCAAAGUAAUACAGUUCCUGCAAUUCGUAACGGACUGUGCCAUAAAAUAUGUAGGAUAUUUAGUAAAUUAAAUUCAAAAUUCAAAUAUAUUUGUACAUAUAUAUAUGCAAGAUGUCCGGGUGAUUCCCAGCAGUUUAUUCUACAAAUAAAAAUAUGAAGAAAAAUGGUAUAUAAAGGUCGGUUAUAAACAAAUUUAAACAACUAUUGCAGAGGACUGGUCUUUUGUCACUUGAGUUCAUCAUACAACAUUUUUUCUUAUUUUUAUCUAUAAAAUAUCUUUUCGUAUUUUGUUGGGAAUAACUUGGUGCAACCUGUAUAAGUUGGUUUAUAUUGUACAUUAUCAUACAAAAUGUAUAAUAUAAAACGUAUUACGAUUACGAGAAUGGUUUUUUACCUCGCACUGCCAUUACACAAGACUCGAGGAAAUUAUUCAAUUAUUGUCCUUGUUUGGCAUUAAAGACUGAAAUAAUUCUUCUAUAUUUUUUUUACAUUUACAACAAAAAAUGUAUUGUCAUAUGUAGUAUAAUUGUAUAAAGGAAUAAAACUUUUGUUACAUAUUUUA